CAGAAGCUGCUUGUUUUCAGAGAUUUAAGUCAGGCCUUUGCUGUUACUUUUGUGUUUGAAGAUUUGGAGAUAUUGUUCAUUAUUUCUCAGUCCUGGCAGCUAAUCUCCUGAUGCUGAGAGUGUAGGGUUCAUGAAACCAGAAAAUGUCAGGUCUGACCAAAAGAAAAGACAAACUCAACAACACACAGAGGUCUGUCUAUUCACAGAGAAGUUGGCAGGGCUGAGCGGUGGCAGAACAACUCCAAGCAGUACUGAGGGACGUGCCUGGAGUGGACAAAUCAUGCCAAUUGUCUGCGAGAGGGACCUAAAGCUAAACACAAAAUGAAGAGAGAAAGGGAAGCCUUAUCCAGAGUCCCUAGUGCUCCAGCUUUCGUGCACUUAGUGUGCCUUCUUCUAAUCCACCCAGGUCUGCUGGAAGGCGUCAAUAUCACCAGCCCAGUUCUCCUCAUCCAUGGUACAGUUGGCAAACCUGCCCUGCUCUCGGUGAGGUACACCAGCACCAGCAGCGAUAAACCUGUGGUCAAAUGGCAGCUGAAGCGGGACAAGCCUACCACGGUGGUACAGUCCAUCGGCACCGAGAUCAUUGGCAACCUGCGCCCCGAUUACAAGGACCGGAUUAAAAUACUUGAGAAUGGCUCUCUGCUGAUCAGUCACCUGCAGCUGUCAGACGAGGGCACCUAUGAGGUGGAGAUCUCCAUCACAGAUGACACUUUUACCGGGGAGAAGAACAUUAACCUUACCGUGGACAUUCCAAUUUCAAAGCCUCAUGUUGUCCUUGCAUCAUCCACCGUGCUGGAGCUAAGUGAGUAUUUCACCCUGAACUGCUCCCACGAGAAUGGCACAAAGCCCACCUACACCUGGCUGAAGGACGGCAAGCCCCUGAGCAAUGACUCACGGCUCCUUCUCUCCCACGAUCAGAAGGUGCUCACCAUCACAAGAGUCCUCAUGUCUGAUGAUGACAUUUACAGCUGUCUGGUAGAAAAUCCCAUUAGUAGCGGGCGCAGCGUCCCAAUAAAGCUGACGGUAUAUAGAAGGAGCUCCCUCUACAUAAUCCUCUCCACUGGGGGCAUUUUCCUCCUUGUCACCUUGGUGACGGUCUGUGCCUGCUGGAAACCCUCCAAAAAAGACAAACAGAAGCUGGACAAGCAAAGCUCCUCUGAAUACGUGGAUCAGAACGAAGAGCAUUUAAAGCACGAAGUUGAGAUUGCCCCCCGCAGCGGAGAACAUGAAUGCAGGAAUCCAGUCGCUCUCUACAUCUUAAAGGACAAAGAUUCUCCGGAGGCAGAAGAGGAUUCCCCUCUGCAUGUAAGAACCGCAGCCGAGCAAGGACUGCCCAGCUAUUCCAGCUCUCCUCCUGGCAGAUCUCCAGGUCCUCCUGUUCGAUCGGCUCGCAGAUAUCACCGCUCCCCAGCCCGAUCUCCAGCCUCCUCCAGAACACAUAAAUCGCCGCCCAGGUCGCCCGGCUCUCCGGUGCGCUCCCGGAGUGCUACACGCAUGCUGCGGACUGCUGGCGUUCAUAUCAUCCGGGAGCAGGAGGAGGCCAACUCUGUUGAAAUCAAAGCCUGAGAGCAUCCAGCUCAUGUGAACAGGAAGCUCCCGCUGCCUAGGAAUGGGUCUCUAACAGGUGGCAGCGCGUUGAUUUCAGGCGUGUGUAUGUCCGCGUGUUCCAGGUGGUGAAUGGGGCUCAGGUACUGCCUGUAGAUAAAGGUGAAUCGCGUUGCUCCGCUGGCUGGAUGAGCCCAGUUUAAAAUUUACUGUAGCCUCAAUGUUCAAGCUUCAGCGGGUUUAAAGACACUAAUUUGCUAUUUAACGCUCUAGGGCAAUCCCAGGCAGCUCACUAAGCUUUGGCUUUCUGGGGCGUCAGACUAAUUCCCUCACACUUAAGAUCUGUCCCUACGCAGCUCUACACGUGUAUGUAUGUGCGUGAGAACCUGUAUG
Messenger RNA from Chelonoidis abingdonii (Abingdon island giant tortoise), 1938 nucleotides. It is a transcript of the gene HEPACAM, whose product is annotated as hepatic and glial cell adhesion molecule. The record is from RefSeq and is a predicted model, not a curated record. NCBI's taxonomy places the organism in Eukaryota, Metazoa, Chordata, Testudines, Testudinidae.